CGUGGUUAGGCAUUUUGUAAAUAAACCUUGGAGAGGUGAUGCGCUAGCUAGGCCUAGCUCCAGAAGAUUUCCUUACUGUUAAAAAGACGGCAAAGGCAUUCAAAAGUGGGAAAAUUUCGAACACUAACACUACCCACAGUGUAAUUUUGAAUAUUUUAGAAAUAAGUUUCGAAGAGAAGUAGGACGGUUAAACAUGAAUAGUGUUGGACCAGAAUGCACAGCUAUGAAAAAGGAGGGCUACGAUGAUUGUUUCAACGCCUGGUACAGUGAGAAGUUUUUGAAGGGCGAUUAUCGAGAUACAUGCUCAGGAAUAUUUAAGAGAUACCAAGAAUGCGUCAAGAAGGCCAUUAAAGACCAAGGAAUUGAAUGGGAUGAAAUAAAUAACCAGGUGUUAGGAACAGACUCGGAGAAGCAAGUGCCACCUUCAACAAAGGCUGACGGAAAAUCUUGAUGAUGGCGGAUAAAUUGUUGGAAUAAUUAGCUGAAUUCAAAUCUACAAAAUAUAGAUUAAUGCAACUUAAGGGCUCUGGAGCUCAGGAACCUUUUGGGGAGUGAUGGACCUUGUGCCCCCCCCCCCCAAUAGGGGAAUUUCUAACAUCGCCAUUGGAUGCAACCAUUAAUUACAAUUUAUGAUGUGUUUAAGACUAUAGCAGGGGUGGGCAUCAAAGUUGGUCGGUGGGCCAAAGUAAAUUUUUGAUUUAACACCAAUGGCUGCACUCAAACUUUAAUGUUGCCAGUGUGCUUCCAAAACACUCCAAGCAUUGCUUUUACACCACUUUAUUCUUAGUUUUAAUAUAACUUUUUACAAAUGAUCGGUGUCGGGGCAUAAAAAACAAGGCGUUAUCUAGCCAAUCUUGCUUGGCACACACAGGGUUUUUAAUUAAUUUUUGCAGGCUGAAAAAAAAUUGCUGUUGGGCCGCACUUUGCCCACCUGUGAUCUACAGGGUGAUCAUUUGUUGUUCACUCAAUGUGGACAAUGAUUUUAUAAUGGAAAAUCCUCAGACGUGGAUUUAUCUACUGGAUUCUGGCAUUAAUGUGCAUUAUUAAUUGAUAUACAAACACAUGAUGAUUAAAUAAAGUAUAUGAAGGUUCAUCUAAUUUUGUCAACUUUUAAAGACAGUAAAAAAAAAGUAAACUUUCCUGUGACAUGUGAUCCUUUCCCUCCUGUCAGAUCAUGAUAUAAAAGAUUGAUUUUUAUUAAAUAAAUACUGUGUGUUCAAUGUA
This is a messenger RNA of Anneissia japonica, 1224 nucleotides long. RefSeq names its product TP53-regulated inhibitor of apoptosis 1-B-like. NCBI's taxonomy places the organism in Eukaryota, Metazoa, Echinodermata, Crinoidea, Comatulida, Comatulidae. The record is from RefSeq and is a predicted model, not a curated record.